GAAUGCAUAGACCUAGAAUGUAGGAGGAGCGCACCAGCUGAAAGAAACCAAAACCUGGGUGACUGUAUGCGUUGACAGCAAGCAUGGCAGGAGACAGCGAAACCCGGCUGGACAAUCAAGCCGAAAAAGAGCAUGUAACCCGGCAGCCUUUCCUCAUCGGGGUGGCUGGGGGAACUGCCAGCGGCAAGUCAUCCGUGUGUGGGAAGAUCAUGGAGUUGUUGGGGCAAAAUAAGAUUGACCACCACCAAAGGCAGGUGGCCAUCCUCAGCCAGGAUAGCUUCUACAAGGUCCUCACCCCCGAGCAGAAGGCCAAAGCCCUCAAGGGCCAGUUCAACUUUGACCAUCCAGAUGCAUUUGACAAUGAGCUCAUAAUGAAGACCAUGUGGGACAUUGUGGAAGGCAAAACCGUCCAUAUUCCAGUGUAUGACUUUGUUACUCAUUCCAGGAAGGAGGAGACCGUUACAGUUUACCCAGCAGAUGUCGUGUUGUUUGAGGGCAUCCUUAUGUUCUACUCCCAGGAGAUCAGGGACCUUUUUCAGAUGAAGCUGUUUGUGGACACCGAUGCUGACACUCGAUUAUCACGUCGGGUGCUGCGAGAUAUUAAUGAGCGAGGAAGGGAUCUGGAACAGGUUCUGUCGCAGUACAUCACCUUUGUCAAACCAGCCUUCGAGGAGUUCUGCCUGCCUACCAAGAAGUACGCUGAUGUAAUUAUUCCUCGAGGGGCUGACAAUAGCGUUGCCAUAAACCUGAUUGUGCAGCACAUCCAGGACAUUGUGAACGGCGGCCUGACCAAGAGGCUGAACGGCUGUGUGAAUGGCUACAUCACACCCCGCAAACGCCAGCCUUCAGAGUCCAGCAGCAGACCCCACUGACCACACUGCCUCUCUCCACUUGCCCACAGGACUAGGCCGAGAACGAGAGUGGUGGAGGAAGUGGGCGAGAAGGAUGGAUGGAUGGAUGGAUGGAUGGAUGGGUGGAUGGGAGACCUGUACAUAUUACAUUACGAGUUAGCCAACACUAUUUAAAGAAAAAAAAACACAAUUCAGAAGAAAAAUCGCAAAAGCUGCAAAACUGCCUUCUUUGACUUUUUUUGUUUUGUUUUGUUUUUUGAUGAUUAUGAUGACAUGGAGUUCCUAGUUUGGGACUUUUAGUAGGUCGGAUAUGACAAUUUUCUUCCUAUUGUAUUUAUUUCUGUAUUUUCUUUUUAUUCUUUCCAGUCCUUAUUUGUGCUUGCAGGUGUGAGUUAAAGGAAGAGGGAGGCAGUCUGUGCUAGGCCUUCUGAAUUGGAUUCUGUCCUUGGGCGCCGUGCUGUUAGAGGGCUGUGUUUAGUUGCUGAUUUAUUUAUUUUUUCCUUUUCUUGAACAGUGAUUGAUUUUUCAAAAACGUCGGCUCAGAGUUGUUUCUACCACCAUGCUUCAUCAUGGAGCAUGGUGGUUAGUAAUAGAUUGUGUCAGAAGGCUUGAUUUUUAUUGUUAUUAUUAUUUUGCUUACAGUAUAAAGCUCAGAUGUUCGGAAGGAAAGGCAAAACAAAAAAAAAAAUGCAAACUUGAGGUUCAGAGAUCCCAUCUGAGAUGCAGUGACUUUUACUCAGCUGGCUUUGCCUGAGUAGGGCUGGAUGUUUAAGCUGUUCAGUGUACUUCGGUGUACUGUAUUUAACUCCCAUUCUUACCACGCCUGACAUCCUUGCCCCCUUUUCUUCCACCCCCUCAAGUAACACAAGCAUCAGGUUUGGGAAUGACUGGAAAUGUAGCCACUUAGGCAGAAAUCCCCCCUUUCCGUUCCGUUCCGUUCCAUUCCGCUCCGACUCCACUCCUGCGUAUUCCAUCCUGCCACUGCAGCACUCUCACAGCUGCACUGGCUUCUGCAGCUCCUAGCUGCACACUUGGUGUUCACGUCUCCCAGUUUUCCGCAAAGGAGAUGUCUGAAAAAAAAAGGAAAAAAAGAUCUUAAAAAAAAAAACAAAAACAAAAAAAAAACCUCAGGCCACAGCCAGGUCUAAGCCUCUCAGGUGUAGUGCCUAGUGUGUUUGAGAACUCAAGGGCAAGACAGACUGAUAGAUUUGAGACCAUGUAGUGUACAAGACUUGAAAUUGAGACUGAAGUCCAGUGGUUAGGGCUGUGUGUUCGCUCUGGGGCCUGUUUGAGAAGAAAGGCUGGGUAUUACUUGCAUGACCGCCAGUGUUAUUUCAGUUCCAGAUUAACCAACUGUUACGUGUUUGUCUUUGAAGAAUUCCUCCUUGAUUAUGUUUGCUUUUUUCAAGCUCCAAAGAAUGUUCAUGGUUUUUUGCCUCUCAAGGCAGUCCUUCUGAGGCUCUGAAUGUUUAAGAUGAGGUUUCCCCUGGUUAAAUUGGCCACGUUGCGCAAUAUCAUUGGUCACAGGAUGUCCACCAUGAUUUCUACGGCUGUGGAUCUUAGCUUAACCAAACAUGAACCAUGAUACAAUGGCAAAGCAAAUAAGUUGAAUAAACUUUCCCAGCAAAGCAACAGAAGAUGGAAGUCACCAAAGUAGUCUCUCAGUGUUGCCUGUUGUUUGUCUAGCAGGACACAGGGAAGCCAACUCCUUUAUUUCCCUUACCAAACUCAGGACCUCAACUGGAUGCUUGUUUUCUUGUUCCUCAGUUAUGUGUGCUAAUGGAACUUUCUAUUGAAACGUCCAUGCCUCUCUGUGACUUUCAAUACAAAGACUUCAAACACUGUUGUUACUGAUGUCCCUAUGUUGAAAAUGAUGGAUAUGAAACAGGGUAGUUAAUUAGUGUUUUCAUUUCACCUGACUUCUCUGCACUUUCCUCAGAAAAGAGUUGAUUAUAUUGAUUCAUAACUCUCAUGAAUAAAGGGUUCAUAUGAGACGGGCACCUGAAGUCAGGGUCAGGUUUCCCAAAGGCUAAAAGCAAUGGUAAAUGAUGAGUUUUAAAUUCUAUAUACUCACUCCCUUGCAAUGACAUUGGUGCCUGCCAACCUAUAUUAUUUGCGCCGUGCCCAGAUAAAUAAAACAACUGUAUAAGAUACAUGUUUGUAUGACCUAAUAUCAAGUACUGUAUGUAUACCAUUUUGGUAUGAAAUGGGUGACCCCACUAGAAAGAUCAAUUGGACAAUAGCAUUUUAUGAUGCCACUCUGAAUUUUGUUCUUUAAAAUUAUUUGAUCAUAUUCUCUCAUCAAAAAUUCUAUUCUAUUAUUGACGUGAAGCCCUGCAGAUGUCGUUUUUGUUCCAGGGGAUCAUGUUGGCACAAACGCACGAAAACACUGCUGUUUAGCUCCAGGUGUGGAGUCAAAUGAAGGCUGAUAACAAAACUGAUAUCAGAAGCACUUAAAGCCAGUUCAGUUGGCUGUUUCAUAAACAGCACUAGUCAUGUUCACAAAGAUUGGGGCUGAGUAGCAAUGAUUCAAGCACCAGCUUUGGCACUAGAUACAGUCUGCCUUAUUAACAUAGGCCCUCACUACUUCAAAUACAAUACUCAGCCAAAUCAGAACACUUACAUACACAUAGACAAGCCUGCUUUGCUAAUGAAGGUGUUUAUACAUUGGCUAAUGACUACUACAUUUUGAAUUAAUCUUCAAUGAUAAAUGUCAAGCCCUCCUAAAAUUACAUUAUUAUAUGUUCUAUUGGCUUGCUGGAACUCUGUCUGUACAUAAUAAUUGUGAGUAUGUAUCCAAUCAACGUCUGUGGUUAUGUGUGUAUAUUUUCUCUUGUUAGAGGGCAAAGUUGAACUUGAACCCUGUUUCAAUUGUUCCCAUAUAAAUCUUAAUCAUCAAAGUUGCUAAAUGUUCCUUGCCUCGAGUACUGUAUUGAACACUGAAGGAAAACCGUUUGGAGGUGGUGCAGUGGCUAAUGAUACUAAAAAGUUGUUGUUACAAGCUUAACCCUGUGUAUUGCAAUUCAAAGGGGCCUUUGAUCUGGAGUUAGUUUGGACUAUUUAAGAGAGAGAGAAUUUAUCAUGCUAUGGCAACUUACAGCUCUACGUCUGUCCACUGUAGGGUACCAUCUGUAGACAGUAAGAAGACAUUCAAAGAUAGAUGGUGUUUGACCUCACUCUCAAGUUUCUGUCCCUAGCACUACGCAAGCAGUGCCUCCUCAAAAAUCUUUUUUUUUUUUUCCCCACAGGAUGGUACACGCCCUUCCUUGUAUCAUUUUGUAAAUGUGUACAUGAAUGCGACAUGUGUAAUCAAAUCCACAAAGCUACUGAAAAUGCAAUGAAUCUAAUAAAAUUUUUAUACUAUGAA
Sardina pilchardus (European sardine) is the source of this 4218-nucleotide messenger RNA. RefSeq names its product uridine-cytidine kinase 2a (gene uck2a). NCBI's taxonomy places the organism in Eukaryota, Metazoa, Chordata, Actinopteri, Clupeiformes, Clupeidae. The coding region runs from base 84 to 872 and encodes 262 amino acids. The transcript is spliced from 7 exons. The record is from RefSeq and is a predicted model, not a curated record. Gene Ontology annotation, molecular function: ribosylnicotinamide kinase activity; ATP binding. Gene Ontology annotation, cellular component: cytoplasm.